This is a messenger RNA of Oncorhynchus keta (chum salmon), 2099 nucleotides long. It is a transcript of the gene ppp2r2ab, whose product is annotated as protein phosphatase 2, regulatory subunit B, alpha b. Bases 176 to 1618 code for a protein of 480 amino acids. The record is from RefSeq and is a predicted model, not a curated record. Gene Ontology annotation, cellular component: cytosol; protein phosphatase type 2A complex. Gene Ontology annotation, biological process: peptidyl-serine dephosphorylation. The transcript has 11 exons. Gene Ontology annotation, molecular function: protein phosphatase regulator activity; protein binding. NCBI's taxonomy places the organism in Eukaryota, Metazoa, Chordata, Actinopteri, Salmoniformes, Salmonidae.
CAUUUUGAACUGUCUGUGGAUGGUGGGUGUCGGAAGGGUGGGAAGACUUGUCGGGGAGGGUGUGUGAGUGAGCGAACAAGCCGGAACGUCUCGGUCUCACGAUUCAGUUUCUUCAUUUGAGAGACUGCUUGCACGAGUCAUAACCUGACAAACAAGCCCGGGAAUCCCUCUAGCCAUGGCAGGAGCUGGAGGUGGGAGCAAUGAUGUGCAGUGGUGCUUCUCACAGGUGAAGGGGGCCAUUGAUGACGACGUUGCCGAAGCCGACAUCAUAUCUACUGUGGAGUUCAACCACUCAGGGGAGCUGCUAGCCACAGGAGACAAAGGUGGCAGGGUAGUCAUCUUUCAGCAGGAAAUAGAGAAUAAGAGUCAGCCACAGUGUCGUAGUGAGUACAAUGUUUACAGUACUUUCCAGAGCCAUGAGCCCGAGUUUGACUACUUGAAGAGUUUAGAGAUCGAGGAAAAGAUCAACAAAAUCCGCUGGCUGCCCCAGAAGAACGCAGCUCAGUUCCUGUUGUCCACAAACGACAAAACCAUAAAGUUGUGGAAGAUCAGUGAACGAGACAAGCGACCAGAGGGCUACAACCUGAAAGAGGAGGAUGGACGCUACAUAGACCCCAACACUGUCACUGCACUUCGACUCUCUAGAAACGAGUAUUGCACACACCAACAAAAAUCUGAAGAUGGUGCUGGACCAGCUGACAAAAAUAAAGAGGGACAGUUUGAUAAAAUCCAGGUGCCUGUGUUUAGACCCAUGGACCUCAUGGUGGAGGCGAGCCCUCGCAGGGUGUUUGCCAAUGCGCACACCUACCACAUCAACUCCAUCUCCAUCAACAGUGACCAUGAGACGUAUCUAUCCGCAGACGACCUGCGCAUCAAUCUCUGGCACCAGGAGAUCACAGACCGCAGCUUCAACAUUGUGGAUAUAAAGCCAGCCAACAUGGAGGAGCUGACAGAGGUGAUUACAGCAGCUGAGUUCCAUCCACACCAGUGCAAUACCUUUGUCUACAGCAGCAGCAAGGGCACCAUCCGCCUCUGUGACAUGAGGGCAUCUGCACUAUGUGACACGCACUCCAAAUUGUUCGAAGAGCCGGAGGACCCCAGUAACCGUUCCUUCUUCUCUGAGAUAAUCUCUUCCAUCUCAGACGUCAAGUUCAGCCACAACGGGCGCUACAUGAUGACCCGGGACUACCUGUCUGUCAAGAUUUGGGACCUGAACAUGGAGAGCAGGCCCGUGGAGACGUACCAGGUUCACGAGUACCUCAGGAGUAAGCUGUGCUCGCUCUAUGAAAACGACUGCAUUUUCGACAAGUUUGAGUGCUGCUGGAACGGAAAUGACAGUGUGGUGAUGACGGGCUCAUACCACAACUUCUUCCGGAUGUUUGACCGGGGCCAGAGGCGGGACGUGACCCUGGAGGCGUCCCGGGAGGGCAGUAAGCCACAGCAGGUCCUGAAGCCCCGCAAGGUGUGUGCCGACGGGAAGCGGAAGAAGGAUGAGAUCAGUGUAGACAGCCUGGACUUCAACAAGAAAAUCCUCCACACUGCCUGGCACCCUCAGGACAAUGUCAUCGCUGUGGCAACCACCAACAACCUCUACAUAUUCCAGGACAAAGUGAACUAGAUGUUUUCUGUGAAGGCAGACAUCCACUACCUUCAGCCUUUAAUUUUAGUCAAGAACAAAAUGUGUGACAACAUCGCCGUCAACAACAACUAACCUGUCAUUGGACAAAAGAGACUUUGCCAUGUUUCCAGGUGUGGGAAACUGAAACCAUAUUCUUGCCCACCAUCAGCCUCUGUGGCACAGUGACGUGUCACUCACCAUGAUAUUGUUUUGGUGGUGAUGUGCCAAUCUGUGUGUUGGCUGCCCAGUAUUGCCCAGCCCCAGGGCAACAUGGGUAACUUGUUUAAUUUAUAUGUAUGUCUGACAAGCACACUUUCUUUGGGGUGGGGGUCGAGGGCGAGUAGAAAAACCAACACUCUGAGAACCAUCCCUGCCCCUUCAGCAGCACCUCUCAUUGUCUGGUGCCAUAGUCAUGUUUUUUUUAUUAGUCAACUGCCAAACUGUUCUGUUUUAAUUCAAUUACAAGAACUGGUGUUCUGUU